AUGUUUUCCACACUGCUCCCCAUGAGGGGGCUCUGCACAAUAACGGGGACCAUUCCUCGACGGCCGAUUUCCUUGCGGAAAGGCAUUUUCGAAGCUGAGAGGAGGUACUUCUCGAGAAAUGCCUUUCUGCACGAGAAGCGUCAUGCGUCCUCGGCACCGUUCAACACGCCGCAAUCGCAGCAGCGCAAUACAUCUACUAUGUACUAUACCAUCAGUCUCAUCCUCGGAACAGUCGCUCUUGCCUACGGCUCGGUUCCUCUGUACAAAAUGAUCUGCCAACAAACCGGCUGGGGCGGGCAGCCCAUUCUCACCCACCGCACCGGCGACGGCGACACAGCUGCGCGUGUGACGCCAGUGACAGACUCUCGACGCCUCCGCAUUACCUUCAAUGGAUCCGUAUCCGACGUUUUGCCCUGGAAGUUUACCCCGCAGCAACGCGAAGUGCGGGUUCUGCCAGGCGAGACGGCGCUGGCAUUUUACACUGCGACCAACAAGAGCUCCUCAGAUAUUAUUGGAGUUGCAACGUACAGCGUCACGCCAGGACAGGUAGCACCGUACUUUAGCAAGAUUCAGUGUUUCUGCUUUGAAGAGCAGAAGCUGAAUGCGGGCGAGUCUGUGGACAUGCCCGUUUUCUUCUUCAUUGAUCCCGAUUUUGCCUCGGAUCCGAACAUGCAGGGUAUAGAUACGAUUACGCUGUCUUAUACUUUCUUCAAAGCGAAAUAUGAUGACAAUGGGGUCUUGAAGCCCAUCCCUCAAUGA
Molecule: messenger RNA, 759 nt
Organism: Penicillium cinerascens
Lineage: Eukaryota; Fungi; Ascomycota; Eurotiomycetes; Eurotiales; Aspergillaceae
Product: cytochrome c oxidase assembly protein
Exons: 4
Coding region: 1-759 (252 amino acids)
Cellular component (GO): mitochondrial inner membrane
Molecular function (GO): copper ion binding
Source: RefSeq, a predicted model, not a curated record